AUGUCCGCAGCCAAUUCGUCUAAAAUUUUUAUAGGAAGCAUUCCGAAGGACGUUACAGAGGAAGAACUAAAAGCAGAGACUUCUAAAUAUGGAACGAUAACUCAAGUUUACUAUGUGCCAGCUACGGCUCAAAGCCCUAGAGGAUGGGCAUUCAUAACAUAUGAACAGAGGUCUGAAGCAUAUAAAGCUAUCGAGGCUCUAGAUUAUAAAUGUAUAUUUCCAAAUAGCCAGAGACCAUUAGAUGUAAGAUUCGCUAGCUACAAACAUAAUACGACCAAUGAAACACCAACAACAACUAAUAAAAACAUAUGGCAGAAACAUGUAACAUCUGAUGGACAUCCAUAUUAUUACAAUACCUUAACGGGUCAUUCCCAAUGGGAAAAACCAAAAGAAACCAUCAUUCCUGCAACAAAUUUUGUAGGGAAACCAAAUACUGUCGCUUCAUUUGGACCCCCGGGUGCGAAUGUUUUUGUUUUUCAUUUACCUUCACAUUGGACUGAUUUGGAGUUGUAUCAGCAUUUCCAGCAUUUCGGAUAUGUAGUUAGCGCACGAAUUCAAAGGGAUUCAAAUGGAAGAAAUAAGGGAUAUGGAUUUGUGAGUUUUAACAACUCAGAAUCAGCUUUAAAUGCAAUUAAAGGAAUGCAUGGAUUUCAUGUUUCAGGAAAACAUUUAAAAGUACAGUUAAAAAAAGGGGAAGAACAGUAUGUACAAUUAAAUGCACCGGUGCAACCCCAAUUUACUCCUGGACAACCUUACACGGUGCAACAACCAAUUAUGGGGAAUCAUCAUCAGCCAUAUAUGCCGCCUGUGGUAUAUGGAAAUGUGGAUUCUUCCAAUCAGAUGAGAUAUAAUAACACGUAUUCCUUGAGUAGGUAG
This is a messenger RNA of Plasmodium gonderi, 876 nucleotides long. RefSeq names its product clustered-asparagine-rich protein. Bases 1 to 876 code for a protein of 291 amino acids. The transcript has 3 exons. The record is from RefSeq and is a predicted model, not a curated record. Gene Ontology annotation, cellular component: cytosol. Gene Ontology annotation, molecular function: mRNA binding; protein binding. Lineage: Eukaryota; Apicomplexa; Aconoidasida; Haemosporida; Plasmodiidae.